Molecule: messenger RNA, 2051 nt
Organism: Daucus carota subsp. sativus
Lineage: Eukaryota; Viridiplantae; Streptophyta; Magnoliopsida; Apiales; Apiaceae
Product: serine/threonine-protein kinase AtPK1/AtPK6
Exons: 6
Coding region: 422-1819 (465 amino acids)
Biological process (GO): protein phosphorylation
Molecular function (GO): protein serine/threonine kinase activity; ATP binding
Source: RefSeq, a predicted model, not a curated record
AAAAAAGCGUGGUUUUAUAGCUUCUUUUCCUCCACUUCUUUUACCAUUUAUAAGUGCUUCAUAUCAGUACCCAAACGCACCGCAAAAAACAAGAAGCGGGCUUCUAAGCUUGAAAGCCCAGAAGCCUUGCUCCCAAACACCCCCUUAAGUGGAUGUACAUUAGAAUUUAUCCCAUUUUAUUAUACAACUCCCCUGGGCUACGCCUACUACUAGCUCCAUCCAACUUGCAUCUCAAAAACACAUCAUAUUAAAUUUAUAUAUUCGCCAUCUGAAAUGUAACACCCUCGUUUCAUCUCAGCCCGCCUUGAAUCUCUUUUCUUGGCUGGCUAUACACACAAAAAUUUCAAUAUUUUACGCACCCGUCUUGUGUUUGACAAAAUUACGUAAAGAAAGAAGAUUGAGAUAUAAUUGGAUUCGAGAAAUGAACAUGGUUUCGUCGUCGUCACAAAAGAAGAGUUACCACUCAAUGCUAGCAAGCAAGCUGAACAAGCUCUCAAUCCCCUCUUCAGACGAUCAAGACUUUGAUUUUUCCGAUGUGUUUGGGCCGCAAUCAUCCACCUCUUCAUCCCCGCCGUCCAAUUCCACCAACAGGUCUUCGUUUGAUCAGCCUCAGGUGAUUCACAAUCGUUCUCAUUCUUUUAUUGGGCCUUCCCCGCGUUUUACGCUGUCGAAAUCGUUGCCUUUUCACUCGACCCGACCCGUACCCGAGUCCGAACCCGAGUCUGAGCCCGAGUCUGAGGCUGAGGGGGAGAAUCUUGAGGAGGGGUGUGGGAAAGGUGGGGACUUGGUGGCUAAAAUUGGGCCGGGGGAUUUUGAGAUUUUGAGGUUGGUUGGGAAAGGCUCCUUUGGGAAGGUGUUUCAGGUCAGGAAGAAGGAUAGGGCUGGGGAGGAAUUUGGGGAUGGGAUUCUGGCUAUGAAGGUUAUGAGGAAAGAUACGAUAAUUAAGAAUAAUCAUGUCGAUUAUAUGAAUGCGGAGAGGAAUAUACUUACUAAGGUUGUUCAUCCUUUUAUUGUCCCGCUUCGCUAUUCUUUUCAGACAAAGUCUAAGCUAUAUCUGAUCCUGGAUUUUAUAAAUGGAGGGCAUCUGUUUUAUCAUCUCUACCGGCAGAGGAUCUUCAGCGAAGAUCAGGCAUUACUUUAUACUGCUGAGAUAGUAUCCGCUGUUUCACACCUUCACAAUAGAGGAAUCGUGCAUCGUGAUCUUAAACCUGAAAAUAUACUCAUGGAUGCUGAUGGACAUGUUAUGCUUACCGAUUUUGGACUAGCCAAGGAAAUUGAUGAAUCAAGCAGAUCAAAUUCAAUGUGUGGGACCACAGAAUACAUGGCUCCGGAAAUCUUGCUCUCUAAGGGCCACAACAAAGAUGCAGAUUGGUGGAGUGUUGGGAUCCUCUUGUACGAAAUGUUAAAUGGGAAGCCGCCAUAUACGCAUGCCAAUAGGAAGAAGCUACAGGAGAGAAUUAUCAAAGAAAAAAUGAAGCUUCCACCACACCUAACAACUGAUGCUCAUUCUUUGCUCAAGGGAUUGUUGCAAAAGGACCCGACAAAAAGGCUGGGCAGCGGUCCUAGGGGAGGGGAUGAGAUUAAAGGUCACAAGUGGUUUCGUACUGUUAAUUGGAAGAAAUUGGAAGCUAAAGAACUGAUCCCGAAGUUCAAGCCUGAUGUGAGUGGCAGAGACUGUACUGCCAAUUUUGAUUCGUGUUGGACUGCAAUGCCUGCUGAUGACUCCCCAGCUCCUACCCCGACUGCAGGUGCGCACUUUCACGGGUAUACUUACAUAGCACCCAAUCCCUGGCUUUCUUCUGAACAAGCUGAAGAGUAAAGCCAGAAUCCACCACCUAAUUUGUCGAUCUAAUUCUUGUAAGUUGUAAAUUAUUAUCUUUUAAGAUUACCAAAAAUUUUGACCCCACACAUAUAUUCAUGUGCUAUAUUACGUUUAGCAUCUGCUGUGUAAAAGUUUUAACGUCUCUUAGACCAGAAACAUGUUUCUAUUUUUACGUGUAAGAAUCUGCUGUUUUGAAGUCUCUUAGACAAGAUACGUGUUUCUAUAUUUA